Molecule: messenger RNA, 1842 nt
Organism: Postia placenta MAD-698-R-SB12
Lineage: Eukaryota; Fungi; Basidiomycota; Agaricomycetes; Polyporales; Adustoporiaceae
Exons: 10
Coding region: 1-1842 (613 amino acids)
Biological process (GO): regulation of transcription by RNA polymerase II
Cellular component (GO): nucleus
Molecular function (GO): DNA-binding transcription factor activity, RNA polymerase II-specific; RNA polymerase II cis-regulatory region sequence-specific DNA binding
Source: RefSeq, a predicted model, not a curated record
AUGUCGCCGCCUCGCUCGCCCACCGCACAUGUCUCCCUCCCCAGCAUCAACGAGCUCUUCCCAGAGCAUCUGCUGACCAACCCUCCGCCGGGAACGCACCCGUACUCGCCCUCGUCCUACAGAACCAGCCCACCAGCGCCCUUUGCGCCUAGCUCGACCCAUAGCAGCCCGAAUAUCCCGCCGAUUGCAGGCAGCAGCGAGCACCCACGGCUGCCCCACAGCAGUGCCUUUGAGUACCCACGGCUGAACGGCGACGCUGCCAUGGCCGCAAUCACUAAGCCGCGUCCAGCAUUCCGCGUCAUGAUGUCACCACACGAGGCAGGGUCUGCGAUGGAUGUCGCACGAUCUCCAGAACUCAGCCACUAUGAGAAUGGUGAUGAACAGCGUCGCCUUGCGUUCCCACCCAACGUGUAUCUGUCCGUCCCCACGACGCCGGCAGGUGUUUCCAGCAUGCAACAGCCUGAUGAGGCGGACAGCGUGCCGGGCUCGGAGGAGAAGCGACACCGCUGCCCACACUGCAACAAGCGGUUCAACCGCCCGAGCAGCCUGAACAUCCACGUGAAUACGCACACGGGCGCAAAACCGUUUGUGUGCCGCUACCCCGGGUGCAACCGCAGAUUCAACGUGAACUCAAACAUGCGCCGGCACUACCGCAACCACCUCACGGCACGCCGCCGCGACGCCGUCGCACGCAUGAUGCCAGAGUCGCCGUCUCCCCCGGGCAUGUCCGCAUCGCCGUCCCGCUCCCCCGAGCCGCCACACCACCCCACCGCGGGCUAUCCCGAUCCAUACGCCCCCGCGCAAUAUCACGCCGAUCCGCGCGGACGCCCCUACCCGGGUCCCGAGUACACCUAUGGGUACACGUACGACUACGACCGGCAGCACGAGCACGAGCACGAGCACGAGCGCCGGGCGUACCCGUACAGCCCCCCGCCGUCCGCGCGCGCGAAGAGCGAGGCGGGCGACGCGGACUUCGGCGUGCCCGAGUCGAGCGUGCGCGACGAGCGCGAGCGGUGCCGGCUGCGCGCGAACAGCUCGCCCGUCCCGCGCUUCCGCGAGGAGCGCACCCGCCCGCGCGCGAGCUCGUGCAACGUCCCGGGCUGCGACUGCGCGACGCCCAUCUCGACCGCGCUGCGGCCGGCCUUUACGGAGACAGAUGGUCGGCCGUUGCCUGCGCCAUCGCCGCUCUCCCGUCCGCUAGCCCGACAGCUGGCAUCCGCAAAAAUGCAGUGUGCAGCCAUAACCACGGACGCCCGCGCAAGUAUUUCUGCUCCGCUGAGCACGGGCGAUCGCACAUGCGGCGCGCGGGCCUUCUCCGACAGUGGGGAGUGUGAAAUUCUGAUGCGGCGCUGGGCUGGGCUGGAGAAGGCAGCUGGGCGCGCGCUGUGGUCGGAUGUGCAGGGUCUGCAGGGUCUGUGGUUGCAGAUAGUGGUGGGCCGCCGGUCACGCGUGGGCAUCAAGGCCAUGGAUGGGCGCGAGAGCGAGCGCACUGCAGACGGAACCGUAGGGCUCGGUGUGGCGAGCGGCGGAUGCGUAGGCAGAAGCGGUGUGCCUCUGAUGAGAUUCGUGCGCGGCGAGAGACAGGGCGUAGUGGGGAGCUUAGGGGACAGGCGUAUGGAGGGCCGGUCCGGGAUCUGUAAGAGGUGCCAUCCGCGGCGGAAAGCAAAGAAGGCCCGGUGGGAGGCUUCUGUCUUCAUUCCGUUGCCACAGGAUCAAACUAUGGUCGUCGUGCCGUACAACGCAGACGAAGACCCUGUCCUAGCCCAUGUAAUUGACGAAGGGCGAGCCUCACCUGACGUUGUGCGAGCGAAUCACGGGGACCUGGAGGGUCCGAUGAAGUGA